This is a messenger RNA of Bombina bombina (fire-bellied toad), 1452 nucleotides long. Its product is annotated as glycogen [starch] synthase, liver. Gene Ontology annotation, molecular function: alpha-1,4-glucan glucosyltransferase (UDP-glucose donor) activity. Gene Ontology annotation, biological process: glycogen biosynthetic process. NCBI's taxonomy places the organism in Eukaryota, Metazoa, Chordata, Amphibia, Anura, Bombinatoridae. Gene Ontology annotation, cellular component: cytoplasm. The record is from RefSeq and is a predicted model, not a curated record.
ACUACUAUAUAUUCAAAUAUAUAAAAAAUCAUUUAUUGAGCAUGUUUGUGAAACAUGUGUGACAGGGAGUAUUUCUGGCUAAUGAUUGUACCAGGACAAACUACACUGCUGACUGCAUGCAAAGUCAAGGUUCCUGAAGUGGGCAGCCAUCCAAGUGAAGAUGUUACACACAUACACCUGGCUGAUAACACAGCUCUGAUCAGUUCUCUGGGUCUUACUAAGUCCAUGUGGGAUUUAUCUGCUCACACUUAAUACUUUGUGUCAGACCUAAGCUGCAGAUUGUGCUUUCUCUCUCAUUCAUCCACACUGUAACCCACUUGCAUGGCAGGGUACCUAGACUAUUUAACACAGCAUUGACACGUUAUAUUUCUUUGUAACAUUUUAUUGGAACCAAAUGCCUCUUAGCCGGUCCCUCUCUGUUACAUCUCUGAAUGGCCUUCCUCAGUGGGAAGAUGAAGACUUGCCGGUGGAAGAUCUGUUACUAUUUGAGGUAGCCUGGGAAGUUACUAAUAAAGGUUUUUAUGUGUAUUUUGGCAAGUGGUUAAUAGAAGGAAGCCCCUCUGUGGUGCUCUUCGAUAUCGGUUCAGCCGCGUGGAACCUGGACAGGUGGAAAGGAGAAUUCUGGGAAGCCUGUAAUGUUGGGAUCCCAUACAAUGACCGAGAAGCAAAUGAUGCUCUGAUAUUUGGAUCCCUGACUUCAUGGUUUCUAAAAGAGCUGGCUGACCAGUUCCAGGACAAGCCCAAUAUCAUUGCUCAUUUCCAUGAAUGGCAGGCUGGAGUAGGACUGAUUCUGACACGGUAUCGGACGCUUCCUGUGGCCACAAUAUUUACCACUCACGCCACACUGCUAGGGCGCUACCUGUGUGCGGCCAGUGUGGAUUUCUACAACAAGCUUGAUAAGUUUGACAUUGACAGAGAAGCUGGAGAGCGACAGAUUUACCAUCGUUACUGCAUGGAGCGUGCGUCAGUGCACUGCGCACACGUGUUCACCACUGUGUCCCAGAUCACCGGCAUUGAAGCUGAACAUAUGCUGAAAAGGAAGGCAGAUGUCAUUACUCCAAAUGGCUUGAAUAUAAAGAAAUUCUCUGCAAUGCAUGAAUUCCAGAAUCUGCAUGCAAUGUAUAAGGCUAGAAUCCAGGAAUUCAUUCGCGGACACUUCUAUGGGCACCUUGACUUUAACUUAGAAAAAACUCUAUUUUUCUUCAUCGCUGGAAGAUACGAGUACUCAAACAAAGGAGCGGAUAUUUUCUUGGAAGCCUUGUCCAGAUUAAACUUCCUGCUCAGGGUUCACAGAAGUGACAUCACUGUCGUGGUCUUUUUCAUAAUGCCAACAAGCACUAACAACUUCAACGUAGAGACCCUUAAGGGACAAGCAGUAAGGAAACAACUCUGGGACAUUGCACACUCUGUCAAAGAGAAGUUUGGGAAGAAGCUGUAUGAGGCGCUGCUGAA